Messenger RNA from Corythoichthys intestinalis (scribbled pipefish), 6116 nucleotides. Its product is annotated as guanine nucleotide-binding protein G(s) subunit alpha-like. Gene Ontology annotation, biological process: adenylate cyclase-activating dopamine receptor signaling pathway; sensory perception of chemical stimulus. The coding region runs from base 1075 to 2220 and encodes 381 amino acids. The record is from RefSeq and is a predicted model, not a curated record. Lineage: Eukaryota; Metazoa; Chordata; Actinopteri; Syngnathiformes; Syngnathidae. The transcript is spliced from 12 exons. Gene Ontology annotation, molecular function: GTP binding; insulin-like growth factor receptor binding; D1 dopamine receptor binding. Gene Ontology annotation, cellular component: heterotrimeric G-protein complex.
CUUAGCCUCCACAGCCUAAAAAAACUUGACUGUCGUCCGUCGUUCCCAGGGUUCCGUGAGAGCCGUUUUGCCCCACCCCACCUCUUCAACGCUAUCUAUCUCAAUGUGCAAUUCUCCGAGAAAAAAGGGGACACAAAUAACGCAGAGCGACGCGGCCGAGGAACAAUUAGGUGAAUAAAACGCCAGCGGUCCCCGGCAACAGGCAGACGGGCAGUCCCCCUCGGCUGUGACAAACAACGACAACCACCUUCCCCUAAAAAGCCGUCUACGCUCGGAUGAGGGCUUGAAAACACGGCGGUAGGUUCCAUGUCUGGUGCACAUGUAACCACCGUCCAGCAACUGGGGAGUACGAGCUGCCGAGCUAGCUUGACAAAGGGGGAAUUGCCAUCCGUAAAACACCUGGACGUCGAGCUGCAUUCAAGGACACGCAGCUGCCCAAAGAAUUGAGAGGAGAGGAGAGAGGGGGGCGAAGAAAAAACACCGCCGAUGUGAGGAGAAACGCACAUUAACGUGACGGGGGAGAGAGGCGAGCGAGGGAAAAGGACGGCGGAGAAAGGGGCCUUUUUCAGGGGGUGGGGGGGUCUCCUUGCUUGUUGACGCCGAGAGGAUCUAACGAAAUCCAACAAAAACGGGAGUUCAUCGACGGUGAGACGCUCCGGUGAAGCCCAAAGAGGAAAUAUCAAUUGAUUGUACAGUAUUCGCCCACCCUCUCUGAGAUAAAGAUCGAGACGAGAUGGUUUGCGAGGAAAAUUGAAGGAAAAUCGAGUGGGAAGUGGUUCUGUGUGUCUUCAUCCAUGUCCAUUUCACAUCCCCUCGUAGCAGCGUUGAUGACUUCAUUGCGGAUUUACAGUGGAAACGGCGCUGCUGUCCUGACUCUAGUUGCCAGUAAAUAGCCACAUCCAUCCAUCCACCAUCCUCAUAGAUGCCUUCCAUUCUGAGCCGGGUCAUCCACUCCUGGGCCCGUCUCGGAAUUUAGCCUUGAUUUUUUUUUUCUUCCUAUACCUUUGCCCCAUUAUCCACACGGCCCCCCUACUGGGGUGUUUUUGGUUGUGGUUUUUGUUGGGGUGUCGGGGGAUGAAGAUGGGCUGUCUCGGCAACAGCAAGACGGAAGACCAACGCAACGAAGAGAAGGCCCAGAGGGAAGCCAACAAGAAGAUUGACAAGCAGCUUCAGAAAGACAAACAGCUAUAUCGCGCCACUCACCGUCUCUUACUUCUAGGGGCUGGUGAAUCCGGAAAGAGCACGAUAGUCAAGCAGAUGCGAAUAUUGCACGUCAAUGGCUUCAACGCAGAAGAGAAAAAGCAGAAAAUCCACGAUAUCAAAAACAACAUUAAAGAGGCUAUAGAGACCAUAGUGUCCGCCAUGAGUACACUUACGCCACCGUGCCAGCUAGCCUGCCCUGCUAACCAGCCACGAAUCGACUACGUCCUCCACCAAAUGAACCAGAAGGAUUUCGAGUUUCCAUCGGAGUUUUACGACCACUCAAAGAUCCUCUGGCAGGAUGAUGGCGUGAGAGCCUGCUGGGAAAGGUCCAAUGAAUAUCAGCUCAUCGACUGUGCGCAGUACUUCCUAGAUCGGGUGGAUGUGGUACGACAACACGAUUACACGCCAACUGACCAGGACCUGCUGAGAUGCAGAGUUCUGACCUCCGGCAUCUUCGAGACAAGAUUUCAAAUAGACAAAGUCAAUUUUCAUAUGUUCGACGUGGGAGGUCAGAGGGAUGAACGUCGAAAAUGGAUCCAGUGUUUUAACGAUGUGACGGCUAUCAUUUUUGUGGUGGCGAGUAGCAGCUACAACAUGGUGAUCAGAGAGGACAAUCAGACAAACAGACUGCAGGAGGCCCUCAAUCUUUUCAAGAAUAUUUGGAACAACAGGUGGCUACGGACGAUCUCCGUCAUCCUCUUCCUGAACAAACAGGACCUCCUCGCUGAGAAGGUCUUGGCUGGGAAGUCUAAAAUAGAGGACUAUUUUCCAGAGUUUGCGCGAUACACGACGCCUGACGAUGCAAUGCAGGAGCCAGGCGAAGAUCCGCGCGUCACCAGGGCAAAGUAUUUCAUACGGGACGAGUUUCUGAGGAUCAGCACAGCCAGCGGGGACGGCCGCCAUUACUGUUACCCCCACUUCACCUGCGCCGUGGACACGGAAAACAUCCGCCGCGUCUUCAGCGACUGUCGCGACAUCAUCCAGCGGAUGCACCUCCGGCAGUACGAGCUCUUGUGAUAGGCUCCUCCCCUCGCUCCCCGUAUUCUGCACCCCUUCACCCCUGCCAGGACCAUUUUCCCAGAAUUCAGCAGAACCUGGAUGCAGGAAGAAACGUAAACAAACACUAGUUUUAACGUGUCUUGAAGGCCCAUCCUUCAGUCAGUUCUGAGUUUGUUAAUUGUCUGCGUGCUGACCACCAAUCAGGAGCUGGAAAAGAUGAGAAAAACGGAUGAUUUUUGUUUCAUAAGUGGUGUUUUGGGAGGGUUUUUUGCACGAGGGUGAACAGAUGUGACUACAAAUUUUCACGGAUGGAAGCAAACCAGAGGAAGAAAAGAAAAAUCCAAGCUAAAUAUAUAAAGUACAGUAUAUAUAGAUAUUUAUAUAUGCGUGUAUAUAAAUAUGUAUAUAUAUACAUAUAUAUUAAUAGAAAUCUAUAUCCACACCUCCUACCUUGAUCCACACAUUCCCCACCCACCGCCCGGCUCUGGCUUCACGUGUCUUUAUGUUACUGCUGGACUAUUAUUCCUGUACAGACUGUAAAAUGUAUUAUUUUGUACAACUCUAUUGAAGAAGAUGACGACGAUGAAGAAAAACGACUUGUAGAAGAUCCCUGUGCCUUGAUCACGACUGUACGUGUGUUAAAAAAAACAAAACAAAAAAAGAGCUAAUAUGUAAGUUAUGUUUUCACUGCGCUGUACAGCUGGACGGCCGCGGCGGAGGCCUUUUCUGUCUGUCGCUUCAUUUCUAUUUUGGUUUCUCUCCCUUUAUAUUUGUUUGUUCAUUUUUGCUUUGACUCAUGGUUUUAUUAGAUUUGAAGAAGAAAACACCCCACAAAAAAGAUGAGCAGACGCGCCACCUUAAUGCUGUGUAGUGACAAAUAUUGAACCUUAACACGAGUUAAUAUAUAAAAUGUCAGAUUUUAUAUUUUAUAUAUGUGUACACAUAUCUUCCCUUUUUGUGAGCGCUCACUGGGUUUCAUUUUCCUGCAAAUGAUGUGGGUGGAGGGUUUGGAAUUUUUUUUUUUUUUUUAAGCUUUAACUCUUUUGCAAGGGAGGGAACUAUAGAACUGCAAAACAUUUGCUUGUUUCUACAUAAACCAAAUCAUUUUUUUUGCUUAAACAAUAACAAACUGCUUCCAGUGUUUGAUUAUUUUGUUAGCGAUGUCCACAUUUACUGCAAACACUUUAUUUACUUCACAUUCAUACAUCCAUGCAGUGCAAUGGUCAACUUAAAAUUUGUUGCAUUGAUGCAAACACUAAUUCUUAUGUAAUUUUGGGUUUUUGAAUCCAAAUCUAACCUUGGUGUUUUUCUGUAAGGGCUAGAAGUUUUUUUUUUUUUUGCAAACUAAGAUUUAUUUUUUGUUUGACAUGCAAAACAAUUGCAAAGUGAUAUUUUUAACAAAGUGGAUGUAGUAGUAUACUGUAGCUGACACCAUAGACUUCAUAAUAUAUUGAUGGGGCGCAGGGCCGAUUAAUAGGGGGCCCAUCUCCCUCAAAGCUGAUUGAGUGGAAACCCAGACAAAGAGCUUUUUACGUUGAAAAUUCUUGUGAAUAAAUGCUUAAAUCCCUGAAUUCUUUAUAGAUAUGGACGUAAAACUGUCUCGAUUCUUGGUUAAAAGCACAAAAACGGGUAGUUAGCCUUUAUUUUACGUUAAUAUGUCGAAUGUCUUGCUAGUCUUUAAGCCACUAUGGCGCCACCUUAUAACCACAAAGAGCUUUUUACGUUGAAAAUUCUUGUGUAUAAAUGCUUAAAUCCCUGAAUUAUUUAUGGAUAUGGACGUAAAACAGUCUCGAUUCUUUGUUAAAAGAGCAAAGAACCGGGCCGUUAUCAUUUAUUUUACGUAAAUAUUGUGAAUUAUGACACCAAUGCCGGAGCGGUUAAUUUCUCCCAUUGAUUUUUUUUCACGUUUCAAAAUGCCUGUAUAGUCCGAAAAAUAUAAUUACCCUGAAUCCUCGAACAAAUCACUCCUGAGAAUCCUUUGUGUUUGUAUGCAGUAUAACUUUUGUACUUUUUCAACCUAAAUCCGGCGUUGGAUCGGUGCAUGUGUUUGAGAAUAACUGCGAUGGACUGGAGUCUGGGACGGCCACUACUUGAAGGCGUGACGCAGUGUCUGGGGAAUGUGUCCUGUUAAUAUCAUUAUGAAGUCUAUGCUGACACUUAAUAAAAUAGCACACAAGUAACAAUAUGUAGCAAAAUAAUACAUGUUAUGCCAUGUUGUAGACAACUGCAGACACCGCAGACCAACAAUAGAUACAAGGUGCUCCAAUAUGUGAAAAUCUGUCAACUAUGACAAAGUAAUUUUGACAAUGAUUCACAAAGUUGUAUAUAACUAUGCAGAGGACUGUAAGGUUAAUGGUAUUAGGUGAAAAUAUAUGAAGAAAUUUACAAAAUACUUAUAAUGAAAAAAUGCCAAGUCCAUGUAAACUAAUGCAUACAGAAAGAAACGUAUUUUUCAAAUCGGUGACCAAAAAUUUGGGGGGGAUCAGUUUAAAAAAAAUCAUGCAACAGAAAGUGAACAAAAAUGUUGCCAGUGUUAUUAUUGUAUGAAGUUUGCGUUGCAAAGCUUUCCACAUUUAGAAUUCCUCAACUUUAUUAUAAUACUAAUAAUUGUGGGGAGCUUUGCAAAGCAAAACUCAGACGUUGUUUGUAUUGUUAUUGUGGGGAGCUUUUUAAAUCCUCAACUUUAUUAUAAUUUUAAAGAUGCUUCUCCAGAAUUUGCAUUUUUUAGUUAUAGUAUUUAUAUUUUAUAUCGGUAGUAAUAGUCAUAGUAUUGAAUAAAUUGAAGGCCCUUGGAUUAAACAGUGCAGACUAGGCUUACACAAUAUAUCGUUUAAACAUCGCUUACGCAAUGUGCGCAUGCGCAUUAGUCACAUCGCAACACAUGCAACUUUUUUGUAACAAACUUUUGUUUUACUUCAUAAAAGCAGCAAGUGUGCAGAUCCUGGAUCCCUUUUAUAUACAGCAAGCCUUGUUUAAACUGCAUUAUAUAAAUUAGAGAUGUACCCGAUCCGAUCACGUGAUCGAAAAUCGGGCCGAUUGCGCCAUUUGUCAGAGGAUCGGAAUUGGGUGAAAACGAUAGUUUUUAAUUCAAACAAAAUAUAUUCAUGUCUUUCUGCUUCAUGCUUGUAUAGCGCCACAGUCUCUCACCCUCCCUCCUGCUAGCCCAAUCUGAAGUAUGCUGUGCCAAUUCAUUGUGUAAGUUACAGGCUGUUCUUGGCAGCGAGAGUGUCAAAACGUGAGUGAGUUUGAGUGGACUCACUCAAUGAAGCAUUUAAGAAAGACAAGCAUUUUUCAACGUUAUUAUUGUUUGAAAAUAAUAUUACGAAGGCGCCAUGGUGGGACAGUGGUUAGCACGUCCACCUCACAGUAGGUGUAAGUGUGUGCGUGAAUGUUUGUGUGUCAACAUGUGCCCUGCGACUGACUGGCAACCUGGUCAGGGUGUACCCAGUCUUCUGCUAGGAGUUAGCUGUGAUAAGCUCCAGCAACUCUGGGACCCUCGUGAGGAUAAGUGGUUCAGAAGAUGAAUGAAUGGAGGGAUUUUUUAACGUUAUAAAGAGUGGUUAAAAGUAUAGCGUUAUAGGUGAUGCAAUGAAAAAUGUGGGUGUGCCUACAUUUUCUGAUGGUGCACCUUUUAAGAAAAAAGUUAGGUGCAACCAUUGUACACAAUGCAAAAAGUAAGUAUGGAGCUUUGGCAAUAUACUGUAUUUUGCAAUGUUAAUUCUUUCAUAACAAUGUUUAGGCCUACCAAAAACUGCUAUUCAAGUUAUCAAGUGAAAUUUCUUUUAAUUUUACUUUUAAUUUCGCAAUAUAAUAUUGCACUAUCGCAACCCCCCUCGCAAUGAUAGUUUUUCCCAAUAUCGGUCAGUCCCAGUGCAGACUGUCACAUUGGUAAAUAUUGUAAACUAUCAUCAUGA